Molecule: messenger RNA, 4018 nt
Organism: Hypoxylon trugodes
Lineage: Eukaryota; Fungi; Ascomycota; Sordariomycetes; Xylariales; Hypoxylaceae
Exons: 2
Coding region: 583-3489 (968 amino acids)
Source: RefSeq, a predicted model, not a curated record
GAAAAUCGCGUUCGAUUGAAGUAACGAGCAAAAGCAACAACGCGAUACUCAUUGGUUAUACGUGUUCGAAUGGUUUCUGACGCUGUAUCUUGCUAAAUCCAUCAGCAAGGAUUCGUAUCUACAUAACGACCUCAGCCUUGCGAAUCAUUCGGUGUCUAGCCAACAGAACGAUCGUAGCAGACCUGGUCAUAAAUCGCUGUACUAAGACGCUCAAGCCGCCAGGCCGCUCGAAUACCAAUGACGACUCUUACUCUAGGCCUCUAAGUGCCACGACCCUCUUCAUCCUCUUCUCCCUCGAUCUCGAAGCUUUCGAUUUUUUUUUUAUUGGGGCAUUGAAUGCAGGCUAUCUCGUCGUUCGAUUCCAUUCUUCCUCCCAUCAUUCCGUUCCCUAGAGGCUCACCGCCCUCUAAUCUAAACAACACCCGGCAUUGUCACUAUCAUAAUCACCGCUGGUUCGUUUCGUUCGUCACAUCCAAAGCCGAAAGCGAUUGUUUGAUGCGGAGGACUCAAAGGGCCUUUCUUCCUUGUAACGACCUCUUUUGACAGAAAGGUUACCGAGUAACUAUAACAGCUUAUAUCAUCAUGGAUGGUGGAGGACCGAAGGACUCGCGUGAGCGUUUAUAUGCUCGCGCCUCUUCACGAGCCAGUACUGCUAGCACCACGAACACUCAGAUGACUCCGAAAAGCGCGAAUAGCUCCUCUUCACACCUUCGAGAAACAACACAUACGAAUUCGCAUCCCACACAUAAAUACCAUCAUGGCCAUUGCAGCAAGGGUUCAACGGGUGCCCGGCCUAUGUCGAGAUUGUCCAGAGAACCUAGCGAUGAAUUACGAAAAUCGACAACGAUGGUGUCUAGUUUCUUACAGGAGAGGUUACAGCAAGAAAGGAAUGAAAGGCAGGCGAGCAAAUUAGGUAACGACAUGAGUGCUUCCACCGGUGAUAUACGGGAAAGGGAUGUACAGGACUCACCCGUUCGACGGAGUACAACCGCAAUGGGUCGGCGACAGAGACUAGAUGGCGGUGAUGAACCCACCAAAGAUUCCGGAAUGGGGGCUAGGCAAAUGGAACAGACACUCUCGACCCUACACAAACAGAAUUUUGACCUAAAGCUAGAGUUGUACCAUCGGCGAGAGAAACAAACGGCUUUGGAAGAGAGGGUUGAGAAGCUUGAAUCUCAUCAACAUGAGAUGAUGGACCUUCAUGAUAGCAUUAUGAAAGAGCUUGAAACCAAGGAUAACGCCUUAGAGGAGGCCAUUACGCUGAUAAUGGAAUUGGAAACGCGAGUUGAUGAGCUGGUUCAAGAAAGAAACAUGGUGAGGCAGGUCGAGGCAGACGGGUCAUAUCGUCACUCCUCCUCAGAUGAACCACCGUCAGUUUCCGCGAUUCCUGCCACUCCAAAGCCUACAAGUCUUUUCGUCCCGCGCUCAACCGGAGAUGGUAAGAGCCUUGGACGUGUGCCUAGCUUCCUUUCGGAAUACAGCCAGCAAACUGAGAACCUACGAAAUGUGGUCUUGAAAGGACGGAGUAGUGUGAUGCAUCUACGGAAGGCUUCCGGAUCCAGUGUCGAUCAGGGCAUUGACUCAACUGAGAUUAAUCGUAUCGCGAGUCCUAGCCUAAGCGUACUCAGCGAAAGUUCUUUCGUGAGUAUAUACGGCGCAAAGGAUGAUCGAGAUAAGACAGACCAUCAGCCGUCAGACGAUAUAGCGGGCAUGGAUGGCAGUUACACUGACCGCUCGGCAACGCCCUCAAGGAAGUUGGCCAUGGAGAGUCGAGGUAGCCGCAGGAGUAGUACACCAAACCAUAUAUCUACCACUCCUGGAGGCGGCGCUAGGUUGUCGACCAAUAUGCAAUCUCUGAACAACAUUCUCGAUAUGGACUCGCCGCUACAAAAGAUAGAACGUCUCGACGGGCGAAUUACUGUUGCCGAUAAUACUUCCGAAUAUCCCGCGGUCGAUCGCGGUCGAGGUGCCGCGACCCCAAUUCCCGGUAAAGCUCCUAUGAACUAUCCACAACAGAGCAAAUCCAAACAGGAAAAAAGAGAAGCUUUACAGAAGGUCCUCACAAAUUAUCCCACACAUAGGGACUUUUCCAACCCUCAAGCAUUCCCACCCACGCCCGACACGGUUUCGUCUUCUACUCUUCGGAAACACCAGAACCUGACCAGCUCUCAAGAUAGUCUCUCGAAGCAAGCAGGAAAUGUUCCAGGCGAGGGCCUCAUGCCCAUCUAUGAUAGAAUCGGUAAUUCGAUUAGAGAACAGGGCUACCAGGCAUCCUCGAGCCAGCACGCACCCGUUGCGGCCUUCUCUGGACGUAGACAUGUACCAAUGCCGCCCAUCAAUACUGAUCUAGUUUCUGAUCUUGGCCAACUGGCGCGAUCUCUCCCGAGACGUCCUCACUCAGCAACCGAAACGACAAGCUCACGCGCCAGAGCUAACAGCGUAGGAUCGGACUCUGACUCAGAUGGCGGGGCAGAUGCCAGAUCUGAGGCAGAUAGCUUCGAUUAUUGGAUGCGAGAAAGUAUGAAACCUAACAGAUAUCAGGCGGAUACGUCAGGGCAGCGUAGAAACGGUCGCUCAACAUCUCCUGAUCUGUUCUCUUUUCCUGCCGACGCAGGAGGAUGGGAAACUGAUGUGAUCUUCGGGGCCCUGAAGGGCAGCGGUUAUCUAGGAUCACCAGUUUCGGCGCUAAAGCGUGAUCCCCUUGAUGAGAUGGCCAGCUCGCUGCAAACGUCACAAGCCGAUGUAUUUGAUCCUCCUAUGACUAGCCAAGCACCACCUACACCCGAUCGGCGAUCGAGUUUGCACGCACGUACGGGUAGCAGCAAUGCGGUACCUCCUUCCGGCGGAAGGUUGAGAAAGAGCCUUGCUAAAGGUCCAGGUAUGGGAUGGGUGGAUGGAAGAGGCAGAAGCAAUAGUAUCGACUCUGCAGCUCAAGCAUCUUCCUCCAAAAUGCAACCCCAACAACUAGAAACAACGCCAGGAAAGAAAAAUCAUUACCCGCCGAUUUCUGGGCAAGCCAAUAAGGGACGUAGUCUAGGUCUCAAUUCAUUUUUUAAGAGAUCUGGCUCGGAGAGCUUCAGCGUCCCUUCUAGCGCCACCGAGGCAACGUUUCCAGUCCCCACCCCUGCUCAAUUAUCAGCGCUCCCUCCGUCGAUGACCGUCGGAAGGCUCUCAGGAAGAAGUAGUGUUCCACCGCCAGCGACUAUGCCGUGGAGACCCCCCGGAGUUGCAGAUGACGACUUGACUAGUGCCACACCCCCUCCCAUCAUGCGUAGCCGGGGUCAAUCUCUGCUAGCAAAAACCGGUAGCGUUGAGAUCCCAGAGCCGGGCACACCGCAACAACAAGCAACCGAUGGUGUAACACCAACUACGCCAACCACUGCCAUACCUGCACAAGGCGGAAACGGAAACACGACGCCUGGUGGGGCGCAGAGUGCUGGUAGGAGGAAAUGGCUAGGUUUCGGAAGAAUGGGAAACGCAAAAAAAUAGGGCAGGUUAAGCAAAAAACCUCAUCGUUUGAAAGUAUGUACAACAGUCAAGGUCUUAACAAUAAAGGUCAACAUUUAAGGAUCAGCUCAAGCCGAAAAACUCCCCUGUUGGAAGGGAAUGCAGUAAUUCCAGAAGAAAAAAAAGAAAAAAAAAGAGAAAUGAAGAAAAGCAGAGUAGAUAACACUGGACGUGCGCAAGCACGGAAUCACACCCGUUGUACUAUAACCCACGUGUAAAAUAUUGUUUUCUCUUGGAAGCCGGCGGUCGUAUUGGCGUUGUUGGAGUUAUCGGAGUAACUGGAAGAAGGUGGAAUCGCGAAAAAAAACAAAAGGUCUUUGGGACAGCAGGUUUAAAAUAGGAUCCAUGGCAAUAACAGGAAGUGGCCGACAUCAGCCACGUGAAUAAUAAAAAGGUGCUUUGGCAAGUGUAUUGCACGAAGUAGAGGACAGUCAAGUAGUAGUAGUAAAUACUUGUGUCAAACUCAACGUACAUCCUAGAUAUAUUUAUAAAUUCGAAUCAUACCUACCUA